Sinocyclocheilus anshuiensis is the source of this 1104-nucleotide messenger RNA. Its product is annotated as UDP-N-acetylglucosamine--peptide N-acetylglucosaminyltransferase 110 kDa subunit-like. Gene Ontology annotation, molecular function: protein O-acetylglucosaminyltransferase activity. The record is from RefSeq and is a predicted model, not a curated record. NCBI's taxonomy places the organism in Eukaryota, Metazoa, Chordata, Actinopteri, Cypriniformes, Cyprinidae. The transcript is spliced from 2 exons. Gene Ontology annotation, biological process: protein O-linked glycosylation. Bases 24 to 341 code for a protein of 105 amino acids.
UUAGUAAACACCCUGACAUCCUGAUGUUUUCUGCAGGAGAGACACUGGCUUCACGUGUCGCUGCCUCUCAGCUCACCUGUCUUGGCUGUCCUGAGCUCAUCGCCCAAAGCCGUCAGGAGUAUGAAGAUGUGGCUGUGAAGCUUGGCACUGAUAUGGAAUUCCUGAAGAAGGUCCGCUCCCGCGUGUGGAAGCAGCGCAUCUGCAGCCCGCUCUUCAACACCAAACAGUACACCAUGGACCUGGAGAGACUCUACCUGCAGAUGUGGGAGCGUUACGCCGCUGGAGGCAAACCUGACCACAUGGUCAAAAUGCAGUCUCUGGAGAGCAGCGAGAGCGGAUAAGCUAAGCUUGUCCCUGCAUGUCCCCCGACUCCUCAUGUCCUCCAGUAUGUGACGGUCACAGAGACUCUAUGGGUGAGCACUGUGACUAUGAUCCCCACCAGCUUUUGUUUCCAUGAGCCAGAAUGGACAGUAGGAUGCACAAAGCUGCUCCACUGAAACUCCUCCCCCUUUUCCAUCGUCUGACUAAAUUGAUGUUGGUUGGCUCCACUUUCAUUGUUUGUUUCUCUGCUUCUUAAGGGACUUUUCUGUAAUUGAAGUGGACUUUAUGAAAAAAGUGAGGUCUAAAAUGAGAAGGGGCAGUCUUAAAAUAAUUCAGAAAAUAUAUAAACGUAAAGUAAUCAUCACAGAUAGGUUUUUUUUUAAUUAGGUUAUGUGCUUUUUGACCUAUUUUAGCUUUAUCAUGACUUCAAUCUGGGUGACGGAUACAUACCUCGGAUCACCAAUCUUUUUCCCAAAUGAAUACCGACAUUUCCAUAUGCUAUCAAUAGAGAAAAUUUCCUCUCUUUUUCAAAACAUGCUAUGUGAACAUGCUGAAUAGAGGAGUGUCUUAAGACACAAUGACAGAAGGCUUGCAAAUUGCCUCCUGAUUUUUUAUUUUUUUUUUGUUUGUUUUUUACCAGGAAAGGUCUAGGUAAGUAUGUUCUAAGCGGUUUUGGUUUUGUACACUGUCUUCCUAUUAACUCAUUUUGUUUAUGCAUUGUCAGUGUCAAUUCUGUAAGGCUCUUUACAUAAACUGAAAUAAAGAGAUGUGGCAAACCUUAAA